Messenger RNA from Adineta ricciae, 2448 nucleotides. Lineage: Eukaryota; Metazoa; Rotifera; Eurotatoria; Adinetida; Adinetidae. The record is from the annotation of a GenBank genome assembly.
AUGGUUUUAUUAAUAAACAUUGUUGUGUUUCUUCUACUUCCAUUAUAUUCAUUCGAAUAUUUCCUAUGGAGAAAUAUUCCGAGAUCAAUCGAAGAAAACAUAAAACAUAGAUUAAUAACUGAUUUGAGACAAUGUUCGGAAAAUUCCUUCACUUCUUUUCAUAUUGGAUUUCCAAUCAAUCAUCAAUUGAUCAUACAUACGAUAAUCCUACCGAACUACAUCAAAUCUUAUCGUAUACUUCGUCAAGAUCUUGUUGAAAAAUUAUUAAAUUUCAAUGUAAACAAUCCAAUAGAUCUCGACGUACUUCGUUCAGCAAUUUCCUCCUUGACUUCCACAUUUCUUCAGAUUAUUCCGCCAUUAAAACCACCGGUAAAUACUGAUCAAUCGAUUAUUGCUUCAAUUGAGAAAUGUUUGACCGAUUUGCGAGAUUAUCUCGCCAUUCUUCAAAAUAAACUUGCCACAAGUUUCGAAAACAGCAAAACGAUUAACACUGAUCUUUGGGAACAUUCACAAUUGUUCGAGAAAACAAAAGAAUCGCAUUCCAAAUGUUGGUUUUCAUGUAAGAAACUUCGAGAGACUAUGGAACAACAAUCAGCGCAUCUAUUUACUCUACAAUUAAACGCUGCUAAUGCAGAUAAAGAAAUGAAAGAAUGGAAAGAGUUAGUUUGGAAUGUUGAUCAUCUUAUUAUUCGUCAUCAACAAAAUCUUCAUUUGAUCAAAGACAGAUUUCAGAAACAAACACUUUUUGAGAACUUUUUUGUCAAUUUUCAAUCGAUGUUUGACUCUCUUAAUGCAACAUCAGAUAAUCUUAUUGAUCAAUUAUUCAAUAUGAAACCAAUUAUUAAACAAAUGAAUAUUUUCUAUGUUGUUCUUAGACAAAAUUAUUCGAUUAUUCCAUUCUUAGAACCGCUAAUUCUAAAUAAAGAUUUACAACGGUUGAAUGAAAAGAUUACUGAAAUGAAACUUUAUUUGGAACAUUUACAAACAACUAUCACAUCGACAAUUAAAGAUCAAUCUAAUUCAGAAGAGAAAGACGAUGAUUAUAAUCCAUUUGUACCUGAAGACACAUCUAUCGAUACAACAACUAUUCAAUUAACCAAAGAACAAGAAACUGAUACCAAUUAUUCAUCUCAUGAAACUUCGACGAUUAUCCAAGGUAAGACUAAUGAUGAUCAAGAGAUUCCACCACAGAAUACAACAACAUCAACUCAAGAUACAUUCUUUGAUGGACAAGGAUCUGCCUCUUAUGAUACAUCUCUUGAAACAUCGACGAUGGUCAAAGAUGAAUCGGGUUCGACCAUUACAGUGAGAAUUUCAACAAUAAAUGAUGAUGAAUACGAUGAUAAGAAUUCAUUUGUGCUCGACGACACAUCUAUCGAUACAACAACGACUCGUCUAUCGACAGAGAAUGAAAUUGAUUCCAGUAAUUCGUCUCUUACAACAUCGAUAUUAAUCUCGAAUGAAUACAACGACGGUGAUCAACAGAUUAUACUACCGGAUACAACAACAGUAAUUCAAGAUGAAUAUGAUUCGGGUGUUCCAGUUACUAUUCUGCCAACGAAUGAAAAUGAACAUGAUAAUGAUAGGUUAUUUAUACCCGAAGAUACAUUUAUCGAUACAACAACUAUUCAACUAACAACAAAAGAAGAAGAACUCGAUUCAAAUUAUUUAUUUCCUGAAACAUCAACGAUAGUUCAAGAUAAAUCAGAUUCAACAAUGACAGUGACCAUACCACCAACAGAGACUUUCAUAUAUGAUGAAGAAUUAACAACACCUGAUAUUAAACAUGAUCAAUAUCGCGUAAUCGAACGUUGUGAAGUUAUGACAAUAUCAAAAGAUGAAAAUUCAACGAAAUUAAAUUGCACAUGGGUUCUUGUUCCAACAGAUGAACAUGAAUCAAUUUCAACAACUUCUAUUCUGAUGACCACAGAUAUUGUAACAGAAUCUAAGUUAGACAUCAUCAAUAAUGAAACUAUCGUUUCUACAACUGUCGUACCAGAAGUUAAGAAUUCAACAUCAUCCGAAUCUCUACGUGGGUAUCAAUUUAUGAUGUGUUGGCCUCAAAAUCUUAUUAAAUUAACCAAUGAUAGUGAAGAAACAAAUUCUUCUCGUUGUGAAGUUAUAACUACAUCUUAUGAUGAAAAUAAUUUUGACGAGAAUAUCACCACAACUAUUUUACCUGAACAUUCCUCAUCGACUGAGAUUAUUAAAAUAAAUUCCGAGGAAAAUAAAGAAGAAGAAUACAAAGAUUAUCCAAUUGAUGAAUCAACAACUGUUGAAAUUGAAACGACAAGUUCAACUUUCAGACCAUUUGAUCGGAAAUAUUUAUUCAAUAUAAUACGUCCUGAAACUUUUAUGGUUGUUCAGAAUGAAGCAAAUUCACAAAAGAAGGAUGCAAAUGAGUACAACAUCUUUUCAAAAACAAUCGAUAAAAAUCAAGAUGAAUAA